Messenger RNA from Cannabis sativa, 1590 nucleotides. RefSeq lists its product as uncharacterized. NCBI's taxonomy places the organism in Eukaryota, Viridiplantae, Streptophyta, Magnoliopsida, Rosales, Cannabaceae. The transcript is spliced from 5 exons. The record is from RefSeq and is a predicted model, not a curated record. The coding region runs from base 425 to 1345 and encodes 306 amino acids.
UGUAUGGCCAAACAAAACGCCACGAAUGCAAAACACAAUUCAAGAGAUUAUGCUAAAUCAAAACCUAUUUUCUUAGCACUUAGAAGAACCAUCCACAUGAUCACCUUACACAUACAUAUACACACACAUAUAUAUAUAUGUGUGUAAGUUCCCAUGUUACUAAGAAUCCAUAGCCAACACCUCUCCACACAUUGCUAGGUUGUCUCCCCCAUCUUCCUUAGAUUCAACUUCAUUUUUUGGCCUUUUUGUCUUCUUCUCUUAUAGAGCCUCAAAACACUAGACAAGAAUCUUUUGGCUUAUUUGAUAGUACAGAUAGAUCUUUUAGUGCUGUCCAUUUGACCAUUUUAGUUCUUUCUUGACUCCUUCUUCACACACACAAAAAACAUUACUCUAUAAAAAGAAGAGACCUCUAAACUACCUAAACAUGCAGCUUUUUCAAUGGCUUUUUAACAAGUCAACAACAAGUGAGGAAAAGGGAAAAGAAGAGAAAGACAGAGUUAUUAUUGAUCAAAAACCUAAACAAAAACAUAGCAUUGUGUUUAAACAAGAUGAUGGGGUUUUUGGGAAGUUUAAUAAUAAGAACAUCAAAUCCAAAAAAAUUGAAGGUAAUAAUAAAAAGUUUUUAAAGCUUUUUUUCCUUUGUAGAAAGGAUAUAUCAACAGCUUGCUUUUACAGCACAAUUAAUUUGAAGAGUCUUAGUAGUAAUUUUUGUUGUGACAUUGAUACAACAAGAGAUAAUUGGGUUAAGUACAAUUACUACUACUCAAUGAAGAUGAAGAAAGAAGAUAUUGGUAAUAAAGGAUUAGGAAUUGUUAUAAGUAAGGCAGAUCAAACUUCUCAUGCAGGGAACAGAGUUUUACCAAUUAGUGAAACGACAGCAUCAACUUUUACCAACAAGCAAAACGACACAAAAAAUGACUCCAAUGAAAAGAAGGUUGACACCAACACCAAGUCCAAAACCAUUUCUAGAAUGAAGGAGCUCUUGAGAUGGGCUUCUAAUGCUAAAUCAGACAAAGGAGCCAAAUUCAUGGGCAGGAAGGUUCUACUAUUUAGAAACAAAGGAGCUCUAAAAGCAGUACCAGAUGAUGAUGAACUGAGUCUCGAAUCGCCUAAAAUAAGUUUCAGAUGGGAUUUAGAAAGCUGUUCCACUACUACUUCUUCUACUUAUUCAACCAUUUCAAUGGCUACUAAUUCUUUAAAGAAUGAUCCAAAUCUAAGCAUGAUGAAACUCUCAUUAACUUCAACUAGUAAUGAUAUUGAAGUUUAUAAUUCAGACCAUCAUUGUAUCCCAAAGAAAGGAAAUUGGAUCACAACAGACUCUGAAUUUGUGGUGCUAGAGCUAUGAAGAACAAGUUUUGAAGAUGAUUUGCAUCAACUUUUGAGAAAUUGUAAUAUAAAAUUCUUGAAGAUUUUUGUUAUUAAUUAGUUUUUGUUUUUUUAACUCUUUUUUUUAGAGGUUACAGAGGAUUUGAAUGUAAACUUUAAUGUAAGGAUUUCAUGUGUACCUCCUGCACAGUUAAUUAACUUCAACAUCAAUGAGCUAUUUAAUAAUAAAAAAAAAAAAUAAUUGCAUUUUGUGAAUUCUAAAAU